Molecule: messenger RNA, 2533 nt
Organism: Drosophila ananassae
Lineage: Eukaryota; Metazoa; Arthropoda; Insecta; Diptera; Drosophilidae
Exons: 2
Coding region: 1236-2228 (330 amino acids)
Source: RefSeq, a predicted model, not a curated record
UCUCAGUCUAAGCUAGCUUUUCUUCCACUUUCGAACGUCACUUUUUUCCACCACAAGCCUAAAAAAUGCUUAGCUAAAAGGUUGGUUGUAUGAAACUAUGCUGAAAAGCUUGCAGUCUUUUUUAUCCAAAUGCAACAUCAUACUGCUGGCGCCAAAGAGUAUGUGACAAGGAACAAAACAGAGUGAAGUUCCAUUAAAAAAUAAGACAACAGAAGACACCUGAAGUCUGUGGCUGGGACUGUGGCAUCUGAACACCGCCCCCUGAAUGGCAAGUUGGAAAAUGAUUAAGCGCUUGGCCAGCACUUGACGGGAGCAUUCAACUGAACUGUUGCAAAGUGCAACCACGAGCAACAAGUGGCAAAUUCAGAGAGCCAAUUAGCACGCACGGAGAUGCAAUUAUUUGAAUUUACCCAUUGGGCACACUUUCCCAGGGCCCGAACUUAUAUAGAAUCGUGGCAUCAAGUGCAAGGCCUUCAGUUGGUCUUUCAUCUCGCAACAGACAACAGGAUCAAUAAAGACGCUGAAAAGUGAAAACUGCGAAAAUACUUAACAGGUCUUUGUUUUCUAAUUAAAAUUGUCAAUGGUCCAAUGGUCAAAGCAGCACGUGUCGUGCUCCUUGGAGCGUUAAUCUUCGAUUUGCCAAUAAGGCAGCCACUUUUCGUCUGUGAAAAUUUAUAUGGCUGGGAUCUGGGAAGUGGUUCAGUCUCCCCAUCCAAUAAAGUUCCGCCUGACGGGUUACCCUUUAGUAUGUGUGCACAGUGAAAAAUAGUACCUCCAUACGAAAAAUACGAAAACCACAAGAAUGAACAGCCUCUUCAAAAAGAAACAGCAAUUUCCCUUUUUAAUAAAGUGAACAUGUUGAAUUCUGUGUAGUUUUAGUGAGAGUCUCAUAUUUAAGGAGAUUCCCCAAGUCAUAGAAUGUGCUUAUUGAAUUCAAUUAAAUAGUUUCACAUGUAUUUUAAUUUCCGUGUAUUUGUGGUAAAAGUCGUGGAUGUGAAAAGCUAUCUGGGAGAUCAACUGGUCGCUUGACCACAGGCCAAAUAGCCGCAGCACUUUUCGGCGAAAGGCCGUAAAAUCGCUCAACCAGAUAGCGCCAUAAAAUUUCGAAAAUGCCCAAAAGAAUUUAGUCUGAAUAGAUCUCGGAGCAGUGACUACUUCAGUUCGAUUCUAAACGGCGUGCGGAGUGCGUGUGUUAAGUGGAAAUCUCAACCGAAGGAUCCACACGACCGAAAGCAAUGUGGCAAACGGGGCAAGUGUUGAUUCUCGUCCUUUUUGUGCUCGCAACAAUGAGAGUGGCACGGAGCAGCGGCAGUCGGUUUAAUGGCGGCACUUCCGGCAACCAGAACCCGCAACUGAAUCUGCAGAUGAAUGCGUGGCAGCCAUUCACGCAGCACAACAAUUGGCUCAUCCUCCAGGCGACGGCACCCAGUUCCCAGAAUAUACGGGAACGUCGAAAAGAGCAAAAGCAGGAAGUGCAGGGGCAGGAGUUGCAGCACCAAAGACUUCCUAUCAAUUACUACGCCUACAACCAUCGCUACAACGACAGUGUGGCAGACUCCUUGACGGCGGACGGAAAUUACAAACAGGUUCCUCCAGCCACCGAUCCAGCCAGCUACGUUUUGGCCAUAAGCCAGCAGAUGCGACGCGGCCCUAUCCGACGCCAGUUGCCGGAGGCCGAGGAAGCCAAACCGGAAGUCAACAAGCUGCCUGCGACUCUAACCAACAAAGAUAAUGGUGAUGAUGAUGAAACCGAUGCCAUUGAUUUCGAAUCGGAGGAGCAUCUGUCGCCUCGGGGAGUGGAAUCAUACUUGGAACCCUUCGAACGGGCGCUGGUGAAAGUGAGGGACUUCUGCGACUCCGUAAGGAGCUUUAUUUCUGACGAGCCAGAUGUGGCCGUCUCAAAUAAAUUGGAUGCCGCAGCGCCAGGUGCAACAUCAAAGGAGCUGGUGGCCCAAGGUCGCCGCAGCCGCCUAUCUACCGUCGAGUGGGAGGGCCGCAAGCUCAAAAAGCUGAAGAAGAAGAUACAGAAGCUGCUGCUGCCCCUUCUGAUUGCCUACAAGCUGAAGUUCCUCACCCUGAUUCCCGUGCUCAUCGGUGGACUCACCCUGCUGGUGGGUACCACGGGCCUGGCCGGCUUCUUCUUCGCCCUCUUUACGGCCGUAAUGAGUCUGAAGACCUCCGCGGGUGGCCACGGCAGCAAGUCUCUCCUUUUAAAGAAACUCUCAUGAUCUGGGCCUUAGAUUUAAAUUUAACAUAUUCGACUUUGGAGCCCACAUCGAUUGGUCGAUUUUGUAUCCAUGUGCUGUAAAAAUGCGAAAACGCGCCCUUGAGUGAAAUAAAGUGUGUACAUAAGAGUCAAGUCCCUCGAAAGCGAUAAAAAACUUAAAAAAAACCUUUGAGCUUUUUCUAUCCGAUAGGUGAUUGCUCUUUUCUAUCUAGAAAUUUUUUGUCCUAGCAUUAAUUUUGUAUCUCGUAUUUAUUUUUCACAAUUUACUAAUGCAUUUUUCAACCAUUUUUAGAUUAUAAUUUUACU